Messenger RNA from Ustilaginoidea virens, 1704 nucleotides. RefSeq lists its product as uncharacterized. The record is from RefSeq and is a predicted model, not a curated record. Gene Ontology annotation, cellular component: endoplasmic reticulum. The transcript is spliced from 3 exons. Gene Ontology annotation, molecular function: sphinganine-1-phosphate aldolase activity; pyridoxal phosphate binding. NCBI's taxonomy places the organism in Eukaryota, Fungi, Ascomycota, Sordariomycetes, Hypocreales, Clavicipitaceae. Gene Ontology annotation, biological process: carboxylic acid metabolic process; sphingolipid catabolic process. Bases 1 to 1704 code for a protein of 567 amino acids.
AUGCCUGGCAGCUCACGCCUGCCAGCCAGCCUCCUCGGCAGCUUGGACAAAGUCAAGCGUCGAGGGCCUGCCCCUCCUAUUUCGAGCCUCCUUACUGUUGACUUGCUGCGCAACAUCGUCUUCUGUUACUUUGUUCUUCGGUGGACGCGGCGAGCCUUCUGGAAACUAAAGGGUCGCGGUCCCCUCGGCUCCGUCCUCGAGCUGUACCAUGUCAUUCAACGCACUCUGUACGGAUACUUUCUUCGCGCCCCUGGCGUGCGCGGCAAGGUCCGCAAGCAGGUCGACGAGAACAUCGCGCAAAUGUCGUCCAAACUCGUUCCACCGACUGAUACCCGGCAUCUGAUGCUCCCCAAGGAAGGUAUGGCAAUGGACGCUGUGCGUGCCGAACUCGAAAAGCUGGCCAACCUCGAUCAUACGAGGUGGGAGGACGGCUAUGUCUCCGGUGCAGUUUAUCAUGGCGAGCAUGACCUCCUGAGUCUCCAAACAGAGGCUUUCGGCAAGUUCACCGUCGCCAACCCCAUUCACCCGGAUGUCUUUCCCGGCGUGCGCAAGAUGGAGGCCGAGAUAGUCAGCAUGGUGCUCAACUUGUUCCACGGCCCUCCUGGGGCAGCUGGCGUUACGACUGCCGGUGGCACGGAGAGUAUUCUCAUGGCCUGCUUGAGCGCACGCCAAAAGGCCCAUGUCGAGCGUGGAGUGACCGAACCAGAAAUGAUUCUUCCUUCUACCGCUCACACGGCCUUUCGCAAAGCCGGCGAUUACUUCAAAAUCAAGAUUCACUUGGUAGAUUGCCCUUCCCCUAGCUAUCAAGUGGACUUGCGUUCCGUGCUCCGUCUCAUCAACGCCAAUACAAUACUGCUUGUCGGAUCUGCCCCCAACUUCCCUCACGGAAUCAUGGACGACAUCUCCGCUCUUUCAAGGCUGGCAAUCCGCAAGAAGCUGCCACUCCAUGUCGACUGCUGCCUGGGCUCUUUCCUCGUCCCGUGCCUCGAGAAAGCCGGCUUCGACUCGGAGCUUUUCGACUUUCGUCUCAAGGGCGUCACGAGCAUCAGUUGCGACACGCACAAGUACGGUUUUGCUCCCAAGGGAAACUCGACAGUGUUGUACCGAACUGCCGAGCUGCGGCAGUACCAGUACUACGUCUGCCCUGAUUGGUCCGGAGGUGUUUAUGCCUCUCCCGGCCUGGCUGGCUCACGUCCUGGUGCCUUGAUUGCCGGCUGCUGGGCAAGCUUGAUGACGGUUGGCGAGGCGGGAUACGUCGACGCCUGCGUCAAGAUUGUCGGCGCUGCCAAGAAGAUUGCGGAAGCUGUUCAAACCUCGGGAACCCUGAGCGGGGAGCUGGAGAUUCUGGGCAAGCCUCUUGUCUCGGUCGUCGCCUUCAGCGCCCGAAACCUGGACAUUUACGACGUCGCAGAUGCCAUGUCGACCAAGGGAUGGCACCUCAACGCACUGCAAAACCCUCCGGCCAUCCACGUAGCCGUCACCUUGCCCAUCUCCAAGGUCUGGCAACGGCUGGUGAGCGACUUGGAGACUGUUGUCGAGGAGGAGAAGGAGAAGGAGAGAGCGCGCCUGGUGGAAGGCAAGGGGGCCAAGGGCAAGGCCAUGGGUGACUCGGCCGCUCUAUAUGGGGUGGCGGGCUCGCUGCCAAACAAGAGUGUGGUCGUCGACUUGGCAAAUGGAUUCUUGGAUAUUCUGUACAAGGCAUAG